CAACUGCACCCGAGUCAUAACAAUCGUCCAAAUAAAUCGUUUUCAAUAGUGGCUACUGGACAUUGAGUGGAUGUGUACGUGGGAUUUGUUUUUUGAUGUAUAUUUCUUACGAAGCGACUGACGAUCUUGAAGAUAUCGUCUUGGACAUGGUACAUUCAUGGAGGAUAACAAGGUUAGCCACCCUUCCGAAGAUUCUGUGAAAAUGGGCGAUUAUGCACCGAAGAGGGGUUUUUACCCCAAACGUCGACCAUGCUAGUAGAGAAUGAUUAAUCUGUCUGAAAAGGACUAUCACAUUUCCCACGAUUUUAGGCUAUCCAACUCAACUUGGAUAUUAGCUCUCAAUAAUAAAUCUAUGGCUAAAGAUUGCUAGCUAGUCCAUCAUUACGUCCAAACAUCUUCCGAUUCGGAUCGAUCGACAACAGUGGCUAGCUAGUUAGCCUGCUACCUAGCUAACAACAUAGCAUGCUGGUUCGCUGUCUAUCGUCGACCACGACUCAUUGACGUGCGAAAUGAAGUUUGAAAUGAACUGUUCUUGUCAACAUAUGCUUGCUAUAUUGGUACCGUUUUGCCCUGUCAAUGUUGACGUUGUCAGUGCAACCAUACAGCAAGUUUAGCUGCCAUACUAGCUAGCUUGUGUUAGCAAGCUAGCUGCCUAGCCAUUGCAGCUGGACACGGCUAUCAACAUCUGUCUGCCGAUGCAAUGGUCGGAUUGCCAACAGUUUUGGUAGAGGAAUGCUCAUUCUUGGGUGGAUAUUCUGAGGCUGCGGGGCGCACAGAAUAUUGCACCUCUCAAUACAGACCACGGGCCUCAACACACACUGUUUUAAUGUAAAAAGUGGCCGCGAAGACACCUCGCCCGCUGGCUCCGAGAUAGCGCACGACUACGGGCGGCUGAAGUCAUGCAAGCGGCCCAGGUUCAGUACGACUUUUUCAGCGAGGAGAACGCACCGAAAUGGCGGGGACUCUUGGUACCCUCCCUAAACAAGGUGCUGAGCCAGGUGCACCCCAAGCUCAAGUCCCAGGAGGAGGCGCUGCAGUACAUCGAGGAGCUCAUCCUGCUGCUGCUCAGCAUGCUGUGUCAGGCCCAGCCCCGCAGUGUGCAGGACGUGGAGGAGCGUGUCCAGAAGAGUUUCCCCCACCCCAUAGAUAAGUGGGCCAUAGCUGACGCCCAGGCGGCCAUUGAGAAAAGGAAGAGGAGAAAUCCAUUGGCGCUGCCAGUGGACAAGAUUCACCCGCUACUCAAGGAGGUACUAGGGUACAAGAUUGACCACCAGGUCUCUGUGUACAUCGUGGCAGUGCUGGAGUACAUCUCUGCCGACAUCUUGAAGCUAGCGGGGAACUACGUACGCAACAUCCGCCACUAUGAAAUCUCCCAGCAGGACAUCACCGUUGCCAUGUGUGCCGAUAAGGUUCUCAUGGACAUGUUCCACCAGGACGAGGAGGACAUCAGCGGCUUCCCCCUCAUGGACGAGGAGCCGUCCACAUCAGAGGAGCAGAGCUACUACGACCUGGUCAAGACCUUCAUGGCCGAGGUGCGCCAGUACCUCCGCGACCUCAACCUCAUCAUCAAGGUGUUCCGGGAGCCCUUCACCUCCAAUGUCAUGCUGUUCUCUCACCACGACGUGGAGAGCAUCUUCAGCCGCAUCGUGGACAUCCACGAGGUGUCCCUCAAGCUGCUGGGCCUGAUCGAGGACACGGUGGAGAUGACAGACGAGGGGAGCCCACACCCGCUGGUGGGCAGCUGCUUCGAAGACCUGGCCGAGGAGCUGGCCUUUGACCCCUAUGAGUCGUACGCUCAGGAAAUCCUGCGGACCGGCUUCCACGACCACUUCCUGAGCCAGCUGUCCAAGCCGUGCGCUGCCAUCUACCUCCAGUCUAUAUGUGAAGGCUUUAAGGAAGCAGUCCAGUACGUCCUCCCCAGGUUGCUGCUGACGCCAGUCUACCAUUGUCUCCACUACUUUGAAAUCUUAAAGCAACUUGAGGAGAAAAGCAAGGAUGAGGAGGACAAAGAGUGUCUGAAGCAGGCCAUCACCGCUUUGCUAAACCUCCAGAGCAGCAUGGAGAGGAUCUGCUCCAAGAGCCUGGCCAAGAGGAGGCUGAGCGAGUCGGCCUGUCGCUUCUACAGCCAGCAGAUGAAGGGAAAGCACCUGGCCAUCAAGAAGAUGAACGAGAUCCAGAAGAACAUCGACGGCUGGGAGGGCAAGGACAUUGGCCAGUGCUGCAACGAGUUCAUCAUGGAGGGCACGCUGACACGCGUGGGCGCCAAGCACGAGCGCCACAUCUUCCUGUUCGACGGCCUGAUGAUCUGCUGCAAGUCCAACCACGGGCAGCCUCGCCUCCCCGGCGCCAGCUCCACCGCGGAAUACCGCCUCAAGGAGAAGUUCUUCAUGCGCAAGGUCCAAAUUAACGACAAGGACGAUAAGGAGGGCGAGUACCGGCAUGCCUUCGAGAUCAUCCUGAAGGAUGGCAACAGCGUGGUGUUCGCCGCCAAAUCGGCGGAGGAGAAGAACGGCUGGAUGGCGGCGCUGAUUUCGCUGCAGUACCGCAGCACGCUGGAGCGCAUGCUGGACUCGGCCAUGCUGCAGGAGGAGAAGGAGGAGCAGAUGAGGCUACCGGGGGCGGAGUUGUACCGCUUUGCCGAGCCGGACUCUGAGGAGAACGUGGUGUUUGAGGAGAACGUCCAGUCCAAGUCGGGCAUCCCCAUUAUCAAGGCGGGCACAGUGCUGAAACUCAUUGAGAGGUUAACCUUCCACAUGUAUGCAGAUCCCAAUUUUGUCCGAACAUUUCUAACGACCUACAGGUCUUUCUGCAAACCUCAGGAGCUGUUGGGUCUUCUAAUGGAGAGGUUUGACAUCCCUGAGCCCAAGCCCACGGAAGCAGACCAGAUGGCUAUAGAGAACGGAGACCAGCCCCUCAGCGCUGAACUCAAGCGCUUCCGGAAGGAAUUCGUCCAACCGGUCCAACUUCGGGUAUUGAAUGUAUGUCGCCACUGGGUGGAGCACCACUUCUAUGAUUUUGAGCGGGACGCCCAUCUACUGAAGCGCCUGGAGGAGUUCAUAGCAUUGGUGCGAGGCAAGGCCAUGAAGAAGUGGGUGGAGUCCAUAACCAAGAUCAUCCAACGGAAAAAGCAGGCCCAGGCCAAUGGGCCCAGCCACAACAUCACCUUCGAGAGCUCUCCUCCACCCAUCGAGUGGCACCUCAGCAAACCCGGACAGACAGACCAGUUUGACCUCAUGACCCUGCACCCCAUCGAGAUCGCCCGUCAACUCACCCUGUUGGAGUCUGACUUCUACAGGGCAGUGCAGCCGUCUGAACUGGUAGGUAGUGUCUGGACCAAGGAGGACAAGGAGCUGAACUCACCCAACCUCUUACGAAUGAUCCGCCACACCACCAACCUCACGCUGUGGUUUGAAAAGUGCAUAGUGGAGACAGACAACCUGGAGGAGCGGGUGGCGGUGGUGGCUCGCAUCAUCGAGAUCCUGCAGGUCUUCCAGGAGCUCAACAACUUCAAUGGCGUGCUGGAGGUGGUCAGCGCCAUGAACUCCUCCCCGGUGUACCGUCUGGACCACACGUUUGAGCAAAUCCCGAGCCGACAACGUAAGAUCCUGGAGGAGGCCCACGAGCUAAGCGAAGACCACUACAAGAAGUACCUCGCCAAGCUUCGCUCCAUCAACCCCCCCUGCGUGCCCUUCUUUGGGAUCUACCUGACCAACAUCCUGAAGACCGAGGAGGGGAACCCAGACUUCCUGAAGAGGCACGGCAAGGAGCUCAUCAACUUCAGCAAGCGGCGGAAAGUAGCAGAGAUCACAGGAGAGAUCCAGCAGUACCAGAACCAGCCUUACUGCUUACGGGUCGAGAACGAUAUCAGGAAGUUUUUUGAGAACCUGAAUCCAAUGGGGGAGAAAGCUGAGAAGGAGUUUGCAGACUACCUGUUCAACAAGUCCUUGGAGAUUGAGCCCCGCAACGCUAGGUCGUUGCCUCGAUUUGCCAAGAAGUACAGCUGCCCUCUCAAAUCGCCCGGUGUACGCCCCUCCUCGGUCCGCCCGGGCACCAUGCGCCACCCGACGCCGCUACAGAACGAGCCGCGCAAGAUCAGCUACAGCCGCAUCCCCGACAGCGAGACAGAGAGCGGCGCCGCCUCCGCACCCAACUCGCCCCGCACCCCGCUUACCCCGCCGCCGGCCUCCGCCGCCUCCAGCUCCACAGACAUCGGCAGCGUCUUCGACUCGCCCCAGGGCCCCAGCAGCCCCUUUCACUCCAACUGCGACAGCAUCUUUGCCCCGGUCUCCCUCCCACACGGCCUACGGUCCUCCUCGGUAUCCUCCAUGGUUAGUUUCCACAGGAGCUCAGAGGACGUCCCCGUCCCCCCGCCCGUCCCGCCCCGCCGACGGCCUGAGUCUGCCCCCGCUGAAUCCUCCCCCUCGAAGAUGAUGUCAAAGCACUUGGACAGUCCCCCUGCCAUUCCCCCUCGGCACCCCACCAACACCAAGGUCUACUCCCCCCGAUACUCCAUCUCAGCGGACCGCACCUCUGUGUCCGAGCCCCCAGAUAGCCCGCCCACCCUGCCGCCGCGGGAGCCAGUGAGAACGCCGGACGUCUUCAGCUCCCCGCUGCACCUCCAACCGCCCCCGCAGGGGCGCAUCCGUGGUGAACUGAGCCAGGCCUUCUUCCCCCCUUCCUCCGUCUCCUCCCCGCUGCCCUUCUGCCCCCUCACCCCACCACCGCCCCCCACACCCUCUCCUUCGCUGGGGCCGCGCAAGCACCUGCCCUCCCCGCCCCUGCUGCCGGGAGGAGGGGGGAUUCCAGACUGCGAGCCCCUCACCCCAAAUGCCGCCGGGCCCCCUGUGCCCCCCCGCCAGAGCACAAGCGGGGGGGGCAGCGCUCCCCAGGCCAUCCCCAAACUGCCCCCCAAAACGUACAAAAGGGAGUCGGUGUCUGCGCAUGCCUCCCUACACCGGGACGGGCCCCCUUUGGUGGAGAAUGCCAACCCCUCCUAAGACUUCUGUACGUGGUGACUCUUUGGUAGCGGGGGGAGAUUAGAUGAGCUAACACUAAAGACUUCAGAUCAGAACAAAAGAAGUAAAGCAUAAAUUAAAACUUUGACAGGAAAAUAAACUAAACAAAAAAAACAGAAAGUCAGAGUAGAUUGUGUUCUUACCUGGAGUAAAAAAAUAAUAAUGUGCCCUUAUGGAGAAAAAAAAUGAAAAAAAAACUUCAAUGAAAGAUGAUUGUCUAUUUCUCAUUCAAGUGCAGACCAUUGGAGAUUGCCUAUAAAACCCUUAAGGGGCUGUCUUAAUGUUUGUUUUUGUUUAUCGUUUGUGUGUUUGCUGUUUGUCAUUGUCCAGUGUUUAUUUCAGUGAGUUAUUUUUUAUGUGAAUCGAUUGCAGCAGUACAUGUAUGUGAGCUCAAGUGGCCUACCCACCCCUGCACAUAUAGCUUAAACGACGAACCAUAACCAGGACCUCAAGUCCACCGCAUUCUGUCUGGACAUCGAAAGAAAAAGACUGUAGACCAGUUUGAACUUUUGACUCAAAUUAAUAAUCAAUAGGCUCAAUAUAGCAUUAUUACCUUGGUGAAAACAGUGAAUGGGCACUACUGGACUAACUCAUGUGAAGCCUAACAACCACAGACUUGAGAAAACUCAUUGAGCUAUUGGAGGGUUUCAAACCGAUUCAACACCCCCAACGCACACAUAAUAACGAAUGUCCGACCUUUGAAACCUGCCCUAUUCUGAUGUAAAAGGGACUCUGGAGCCAUGUUGUUCGUGGUGUUUUAGGCUUUGUGUAGAGACUUUCAAUCCAAGGUGAGCAGUCCUGUGUGCCAGUAGUCAAGAGUACCAUGAUUUCAGGUACCCUUCCACACCAAAGAGGUACUUUUCAAGCAUUCAAGAAACACAAGAAGUGAUUUUUCUUUUUUUUGUGUUAGUACUUUUAUCUUCUGAUUCAUUUGUUUUGCCAAUGAGUAUGUAAAAAAAAAAAAAAAAAAGAUUGCCUUCUUUAAACAAGGGAAUAAAAGUGUUUCUACCACUCUACAGUGUAAGUCA
Messenger RNA from Osmerus eperlanus (European smelt), 6043 nucleotides. RefSeq names its product son of sevenless homolog 1-like. Gene Ontology annotation, cellular component: plasma membrane. The transcript is spliced from 23 exons. The coding region runs from base 900 to 4997 and encodes 1365 amino acids. The record is from RefSeq and is a predicted model, not a curated record. Gene Ontology annotation, biological process: positive regulation of GTPase activity; Ras protein signal transduction. Gene Ontology annotation, molecular function: protein heterodimerization activity; guanyl-nucleotide exchange factor activity. Lineage: Eukaryota; Metazoa; Chordata; Actinopteri; Osmeriformes; Osmeridae.